This is a messenger RNA of Hydractinia symbiolongicarpus, 2820 nucleotides long. RefSeq lists its product as uncharacterized. Bases 1589 to 2137 code for a protein of 182 amino acids. The transcript has a single exon. The record is from RefSeq and is a predicted model, not a curated record. Lineage: Eukaryota; Metazoa; Cnidaria; Hydrozoa; Anthoathecata; Hydractiniidae.
AUUCUACAACAACAGGUUUUUUAGACUGACAAUUACUUUUGGAACAAAUUUAAUUCUGUAAGAUAUAAUUUUUGUGUGACUGUUUUGGCUAAAGGGGAUAAGGCAGGUAAUAGCCUGUGUACACUGAAAUUGAGAGAAAGUUAUUUUCUAAAACUCCAUUUAGUCCGAAAGUGUGUACUGCUGUAAGCACUCACUCAAAGUUGUAACAUUAGCAAGUAAUUAAGCAAGUAAGUGAGUAAGUAACAAAAGGCUUUAAUAUUCUUGGAGGUUCUAUCCUAACGGCUGGCUCUUCCUCCCCUUUGACUGUGACUAUGUUACAUUAAUGCUAGAGAUAUGUAUAGUAUUGCUCAACGAACAAAUGUGCUGUGUAAGGUAUACUUGUACUAAGCACUUUGGCCAGAUAUGCUGCACCCUUGAGAUGUAGUUACAUGCUCAAUCUGGUGUUUAUUUCCAAAUUACUCUAAUGCCAUAAGGAAAAAAGCAUAGGAUCUGCAUCAUAUACAUAUCAAAAGCCUCUAUUUAAUUUUUUUUGUUUAACUCUGAUGUAAUAGGUCAAAUCACAUUAUGUGUGAAGGAUGUUAGGGUGACCUAGUCACACUUCCAGGGAAUUCCACGAAGAAAACAACACGCGUGCUACACAUCGCACGCGUAAAUCUAUUUUAGAAAAUUUGCGCGUGCGUUUUUCCGAUUUUUUUCCUGGUUUAUUUCACUGUUAUCAGUCCCAUGAGUGUUCUUUAAGUGGUGUAAAAGUGCUAAAUAUAUUAACAAAACACCUUGGUUCGUUGUAGGAAGUUAUUUAUAAUAGGUAAAUAACAUAUAAUUAAAUUUAAACAGUCGACGAAGAGACGCUGACACGUGCUACACGUUGCACUUAUUGCAAUGGUCUGGCAAUUUGGUUUGCAGUGCUAUUUAUCCCCAACCUUGUCCCAAGGGUUAUAUUUUCUCCGUAGGUUAUCUAUUAUCUAUAACAAUGGUAAAAAUGGGAGUCAUUUUUUCUUUAUUGAGGUUUUAUUUUAAAUUAAAUUUAAUUUUAAAAUAAAAUGUUCAACACACAUUUUAUUUCACACAGGCAGAAAAACACACAUUUAUUUAAACACAGGGAAAAAAACAUGGCAUUUAAUUAACUUUUUAAAAAAAAUUUAAUUUAACCACAAGUGGUUAUAAACUGUUUUUAAUGAUAUAGUUGAAGCUGUCGAUUUCAAACGAUUGAUUUUUGGAAUACAGUGUUUAAUAGUUAAAUGCUUAAAGCAUAGCCUGAAGCGGCGACAUUAGCUACGCUGUAGAAAAUCAACUUUUAUAAUUCCUUCGUUAAUUUUUUUUAUUUAACGCGAGUAAAGAGCGUAAUUAGCGCCUGCGAUGAAUUGCACACCUGAAUAGCUGUUGCGCGUGUGUGGGCGCGUGCGCGUGCGAUCGCACGCAUUUCAUGGAAUUUCCUGACUUCACAUUAAUACCUGCAAGUUAUUAGGUUCACAUCACCAAAAUUUCCUCAAUGACUAAAAUGUAGUGAUUCAGAACGCUGAGUUGCUAAUAUAUACUUGCUAAUAUAACAAUUUUAGAUUUUCAAGGAACAGUUCUGUUUGAUGCUAACAUGGCAGAAAACAUUGGAACUCCAGACAUAUCCAGUGAAACGUUUACUACUAGAAUGUUAUACAAGACAAUUAGAGCGAAGUUUCCUCGGGUUUGUCAACUUUCAAUUGAACAAUUAAAAGAAUGGUUAAACAACAGUGAAACUGCUGAUUCAAUUUUGUUGUUGGAUGUUAGGGAAACAGAUGAGCGUUCAGUUAGUUUUAUUAACAACUCAAUUCAUAUUCUUCCCAGCAAAACAGAUUUAAGCAAUGUACUUGAUAAAAUCAUAAAUGGUAACAAAAGAAAAAUAAUUGCUUAUUGUUCUGUUGGGUAUCGCUCAAGUAUAUUGGCACAAAAGAUUUAUAGUCAACUGAAAAAUACUGAAGACUUUAAUAUUAAUGAUGUAGAAAUCUAUAACUUGGAAGGUAGCAUAUUUAAAUGGGCAAACGAGGGAAAUGAUUUGGUAGAUGCCGAUGGAAAAUUAACAAAAUAUGUACAUCCCUAUAAUGCAGUUUGGGGACGUUUUUUAGAUGCAGACAGAAGGAAAUAUCCAUUAAAUCAUAAUUUAUGAUUACAGAAUUGAAAAAAUUGGCAAGCAUUAGUGUAACUGUAAUGGUAUAGUGGUUUUUAGUCAAAUAGAAGGAGCCAAAAUAGUAGCUGACAGUAACAAAGGGCAAGAUUCGAUGAAUUGUUUUUAACUUGGCAUAGAGUUGGUUACAGUUAUAAUUUUAAAAUUUGUUAUAAAUUUGAGGAGAAUUUGCCACAUUUGCACUUUAUGUCAUAAUUAAAUUUUAUUAUUAUGCAUAUACUAUAAAAAUUUAUAAAAUAUUGCGCAUGAUGUAAAGUAAAAUGAUGCGUAAAGGCUCAUUUAGAUAAUAAAUUAAAUGUUAACAAAAAAAUAUUGUAAUAAUUUACUUUAUGUUUAAAUACACCAUGAAUUAUUCAAUAAAUUAUUUCUAAUCUGUUGAGUUUGUUACGUCAAAGCUUUAUUCAUUCUGAUACAUUUUAUUUAAAAGUGAAACUUUUAGCAUGAUACUUCUGUACAAUUUGCUAAAUUUGGAGCCACAUGUACUAUUGGAUGUUGGUAUUCUCUGAUCUUUGUUAACGUAUCGUUUCCGUAAGGUCUACUUCACUAAAACGAAAAAAUGUUUUAAUCGUUUCCUUCAGCUUCAAAUCACGGUAAUGAUGGAUUUGGGCCACAUGUACUAUUGGAUGUUGGUAUUCUUUGAUCUUCAUUAACGUAUCGUUUCCGUA